AUGAAUUUAGAUCUAAACACCAACGUGAGACAGCAUCAAAUUACGAAUAGUAUCGUCUUAAACUUGAUUGUCAAUAUGGGUUUACCAUUAUCAAUUUUGAACAAUGUCUCUUUUAGAACGUUCAUGAAUGAUAUUGAUCCACGUUAUCGACCUGUCUGUAGACGUGAUGUUACUCGAUCUAUUCUACCAGAUUUAGAAAAACGAUGUGUAUUGAAAUUAAAAGAAAUAUGCGCUAAAGCACCAUACAUUAGUUUAACUCUUGGUUGUUGGCCAGAUCGUCAGACAGAUAAUGCCCGCAAUAAUUUAACUGCUUUUGUUAGUAUUAUUUUACCUGGAUUUGAAGAUUAUUUCGAUGAAUUAGAAAAUGAAGAAACAGAUGCUGAACAAGCCAAUCGUGAUGGAGGAACGGAGGAAGGAGAUAAUGAAGCUGUUCUCGAUCAAAAAGAAUCUUUACGUACAUUAGAAAUCAAUGAUUCAAUAUAUGAAAGUAUUUUGAACCUGUCAAGUGAUGAUGAAUAUUUGAGAAUACCAUGCUUCAGUCAUUGUUUACAAUUAGUAGUUAAUGAUGGAAUCAAAGCUUUGAAUGUUACUGCUACUGCUGCUUUGAAAAAAGUUGCUAUUCUAGCCAAAUUAGCACACACAAAACAAUGGUCUAGUGCAUGUGUCCCCAUCGAACGACCUGUUACAGUGAUGAAAGGUCCUGCUUUUAAAAAGAUUCAAAGUCAUCGAAUCGCUAAACGCAUGGCUGUAGUUAUUUUAGUUAUCAACAUAGGCAGUGUGCUACAUGACGCGAUUGUGUCCGUUUAUCGUCAAUAUAAUUUCUACGAUCAUUCUAAUCACACAAAAGCUUACCAACGCUUUCGCUUACUUUUAGCGAAGCAGAUUAGCGAACAUAAACACUUAUCAACUGCUCCGGUGUUUUUAGCUAUUCUUGGUGAUACCUAG
Messenger RNA from Adineta ricciae, 945 nucleotides. Lineage: Eukaryota; Metazoa; Rotifera; Eurotatoria; Adinetida; Adinetidae. The record is from the annotation of a GenBank genome assembly.